AAUCUUAAUCCCCAAGAUAGUUAUAUAGGAAGUGCUCUUGAUCUUUCCUUUAGGCUAAAAAAAUUUUUACUCACCUGUUUUUUUUUAAGAGAAUUAACAAAAGGUAAUAGUAUAAUUUAUAAAGCUUUACUAAAACAUGGUUACUCCAGUUUCAGAUUAUAAAUAUUAGAGUACUGUUUACCUGAUGUACUAAUUGAGAACAAUUAUACCUUGAUAACCUUAAUCCCACAUAUAACAUAUUGAAAGUAGCUGGUUUAUCUAUGGGAAUGAAACAUAGCGAGGCUACAAAAUAAAUUUAAAAAAAAAGUAUAGAGGGGUACACACUUAAAAGCUACUAUAUAUAAAAUAACCGAGAAUAACCAUAUAUCUAAAUCUGUCCCCUCGGCGGUGCGUUCCGCACCGCCUCAGGGCCAUAAUGAACCCUGAGGUGGGUUGCGAAGCAACCC
Aspergillus ruber CBS 135680 is the source of this 446-nucleotide messenger RNA. RefSeq lists its product as uncharacterized. The record is from RefSeq and is a predicted model, not a curated record. The transcript has a single exon. The annotation marks the transcript as partial. Lineage: Eukaryota; Fungi; Ascomycota; Eurotiomycetes; Eurotiales; Aspergillaceae.